AUGACUCUCCCUCAUGAUCAUUUUGCGCCCAAGGGCCAUUUUAACGAGAAUCCGAAGCAUCCGGCUGGCCAUAUCGUCUCAAAAGCGAAGCUUUUAGUAAUCGCCCUUGCAGCUACAUCAGUCUUCGUUCUCGCCAUCAUCUGGCCCAAUUCGCUUCCCAGAUUUCCUCUCGGAUAUUCUGCUGAUAGACAGUUCAUCUAUGGACUCAGAGCGUACGUGCCCUUGGCGCCGCCAGUACUCCCGCCUUCACAUGCAGCAUCGGAUGGAGAGGCGAUCAUUGAGCUGUUUCAAAAUCUUAGCAGGACAACAACCUGGAAAAGCAUUGCAAAUAUCAGCUUCGAGGGAGAUACUUUUGAGCCCGAAGGCCUAGUCCGUCUUGGUCCGGAUCGCUUCGUAGUGAGCAGCGGAGAGUAUACCGAGUUGACAAAGAAGUACCCGCAUCCCAUCAACGGAACAGAUCGGACACCAGGGAAAGGAUUCGCUCAUCUGAUGGUGUAUAAUGGCAACGGAGAGCGCAUUGCUGAUGCCACUAUUACAAAUGAAGACGCGACAGAAUAUCACAAUGGUGGAAUCGACUAUGAUGGGCGCUCAAUCUGGGGCACGAUCUCGCAGUAUCGACCAAACAGCACGGCAUACGUUUACAAAGCCGACCCAUUCAGCUUGAGACCCAAAACUAUUCUGCGCCACAAUGAUCAUCUGGGUGGUAUUAUUCACGAUACCGUCAGCAACAGCCUCACAGCGCUUAAUUGGGGAAGCCAAGCAGCGCUCACUUGGGCUCUGAGCCAGAUAGUACCAGACGACUGCUCUAUUCAGAAACCACAAUUCAUGGUCCGGAACCCUAGCUAUUUUGUAGACUACCAAGACUGCAAAUGGCUGGGCCAAAGCAAAUUUUACGACGGCGCCAGUGUGAUGCUUUGCUCCGGUGUGGCCGCCUUGGACGGAAAAUACCACCUUGGUGGCAUUGCGCUGGUUGAUGCAAAAACGAUGAGCCCAUUGGCCGAAGUACCGAUAAUGCUUCACAGCGCUCUUGGAGUAAGAAUGACGCAGAAUCCUGUGGAUGUGAGCGUGGAAGAUGGAAAAUUGAGGUUUUACUGGCUUCCAGAUCAGAGGAACAGUACGCUGUAUGUGUAUGAAGCUGAAUAAGAGGCUUACUUUAAAGUAUAUAACGAAGAAUAUGAUGGAAACCGAUGUUUAAUGUAAUAGAGGAACUUGAGUAGAGACCUUCAUAACAUCUGUCUUGGCAAACCAAUACAUAGCUGAUACACGUGC
This is a messenger RNA of Trichoderma atroviride IMI 206040, 1269 nucleotides long. Lineage: Eukaryota; Fungi; Ascomycota; Sordariomycetes; Hypocreales; Hypocreaceae. The record is from RefSeq and is a predicted model, not a curated record.